Peronospora matthiolae is the source of this 1152-nucleotide messenger RNA. The record is from the annotation of a GenBank genome assembly. Lineage: Eukaryota; Oomycota; Peronosporomycetes; Peronosporales; Peronosporaceae.
AUGCUCCACCAUGCUAAGCUGGAAAAGUGCUUCUGCGCCAAAGCAAAAAUGACGGCAAUCUACACCAAGAAUCGUCUGCCGUCACCCAAAGAUGCACACAAGAAUCCGUUCGAGAUCGUCCACAACUCCGAGCUAAGUGUCAAGCACAUGCGGGUGUUCGGUUGUCAGGUUUACAUACUGACACCGAAAGAGAAGAGGCUCAAGUGGGACCCCAAAGCUCGCACUGGGAUAUUCUUGGGCUACGAAGAAGCAUCCAAAGCGUAUCGCGUUUGUGACAUCGAGGCGGGGCAGGUGGUCAUCAGUCGCAAUGUCAACUUUGACGAGUCCACCUUUGGACUUUUGCCGCCGAUCACUGUUGAAGAUACCGAUGACCUUGACUUCGCCUCCCUCGAGCUGGAUGAUGAAGCGCCAGGUCAAGCGCAGUACAAGCAAACAGGCGAGCUCAAGAGUCGUCCCAAUGAUGAAGAAGUACCAGCUCCACCCACGCGCACAGUGCGUCAACGGCCUGGACUAGAAGAAUCGAGUGCGCCAAAUAACUACACGACCCACCAAGAAGAAGAUGAAGAAAUAAAGAAUGAUGAUGCAUCAACUCCGCCUGUGUUUUGGCGUGCGAGUGCGAACGCCAUCGAAACAGCAGUGGACUUAUGUGAGUCAUCGACUUUUGAAGCUGCGGUGAGCGGUCCUGAUCAAGUGCAUUUGCGCGAAUCCACCCAAGCGGAACUCGAGUCGAUGCGACUUCGUGAAGUGUUCCGCGCAGCCAAGCUACCUAAAGGACAUGGCGCCAUUGGCACGAAGUGUGUAUUCAAGAUCAAGCGCAAAGCGGACGGAUCAAUUGACAAGUACAAGGCGCGCCUUGUGGCAAAGGGUUUCAAGCAACAAUAUGGGAUGGACUACACGGAAACAUUCUCGCUCGUCGUCAAGUAUGUGACGCUGCGCAUGGUGAUUGCAGUUGUGGUGAAUUCGAUCUCACAAAAUUGCUUGUAUGAGUGUCGAUCUUCCACUUGCCCAGACUUGCCGACUCACGGAGGGGGUACUCCGAUCCGUGCCUUGUUGUAUGACCUUGUGCUCACCUUGUGUACCCGUCGGUUGGGCUGGCUUGAGCUCUUCGUAACGGCCUUGGGAGAUGUCGAUCUCGCUGAGAGGUUGGGUUGA